This is a messenger RNA of Perognathus longimembris pacificus (Pacific pocket mouse), 4357 nucleotides long. It is a transcript of the gene Zeb2, whose product is annotated as zinc finger E-box binding homeobox 2. Gene Ontology annotation, biological process: anatomical structure development; regulation of transcription by RNA polymerase II. The transcript is spliced from 10 exons. NCBI's taxonomy places the organism in Eukaryota, Metazoa, Chordata, Mammalia, Rodentia, Heteromyidae. Bases 204 to 3848 code for a protein of 1214 amino acids. Gene Ontology annotation, molecular function: RNA polymerase II cis-regulatory region sequence-specific DNA binding; DNA-binding transcription factor activity, RNA polymerase II-specific. The record is from RefSeq and is a predicted model, not a curated record.
CUUGGCGAGGUUUUGUACAGUUUGCUCCGGGAGCUGUUUCUUCGCUUCCACCUUUUUCUCCCCCACACUUCGCGGCUUCUUCAUGCUUUUUCUUCUCACCAUUUCUGGCCAAAACUACAAACAAGACUUCGCAGAUCGAGCCUGCGUGCUGCCGAAGCAGGGCGCCGAGUCCAUGCGAACUGCCAUCUGAUCCUCUCUUAUCAAUGAAGCAGCCGAUCAUGGCGGAUGGCCCCCGGUGCAAGAGGCGCAAACAAGCCAAUCCCAGGAGGAAAAACGUGGUGAACUAUGACAAUGUAGUGGACACAGGUUCUGAAACAGAUGAGGAGGACAAGCUUCAUAUUGCUGAGGAUGACGGUAUUGUGAACCCUCUGGACCAGGAGACAAGUCCAGCUGGCCUGCCCAACCAUGAGUCCUCCCCACGCAUGAGCCAAGCUUUGUUGCCAAGAGAGGAAGAGGAAGAUGAGAUAAGAGAGGGUGGAGUGGAACACACCUGGCACAACAAUGAGAUUCUACAAGCCUCUGUAGAUGGUCCAGAAGAAAUGAAGGAAGACUAUGACACUAUGGGGCCAGAAGCCACGAUCCAGACUACAGUUAAUAAUGGUACAGUUAAGAAUGCAAAUUGCACAUCAGACUUUGAGGAAUAUUUUGCCAAAAGAAAACUGGAGGAACGCGAUGGCCACGCAGUCAGCAUCGAAGAGUACCUUCAGCGCAGUGACACAGCCAUUAUUUACCCAGAAGCCCCUGAGGAGCUGUCUCGCCUUGGCACGCCAGAGGCCAAUGGGCAAGAAGAAAAUGACCUGCCACCUGGAACUCCAGAUGCUUUUGCCCAACUGCUGACCUGCCCCUACUGUGACCGGGGCUACAAGCGCUUGACAUCACUGAAGGAGCACAUCAAGUACCGCCAUGAGAAGAAUGAGGAGAACUUUUCCUGCCCUCUUUGUAGCUACACGUUUGCCUACCGCACCCAGCUCGAGCGGCAUAUGGUGACGCACAAGCCAGGGACAGAUCAGCACCAAAUGCUAACCCAAGGAGCAGGUAAUCGCAAGUUCAAAUGCACAGAGUGUGGCAAAGCCUUCAAGUAUAAACACCAUCUGAAAGAACACCUGCGAAUUCACAGUGGUGAAAAACCCUAUGAGUGCCCAAACUGCAAGAAACGCUUCUCCCAUUCUGGUUCGUACAGUUCACAUAUCAGCAGCAAGAAAUGUAUUGGUUUGAUUUCAGUAAAUGGCCGAAUGAGAAACAAUAUCAAGACGGGUUCUUCCCCUAAUUCUGUUUCUUCUUCUCCUACUAAUUCAGCCAUUACUCAGUUAAGAAACAAGUUGGAGAAUGGAAAACCACUUAGUAUGUCUGAACAAACAGGCUUACUUAAAAUCAAAACAGAACCACUAGACUUCAAUGACUAUAAAGUCCUUAUGGCCACACAUGGGUUUAGUGGCACUAGUCCCUUUAUGAAUGGUGGGCUUGGAGCCACAAGCCCUUUAGGAGUUCAUCCAUCAGCACAGAGUCCAAUGCAGCACUUAGGUGUAGGUAUGGAAGCCCCUUUACUUGGAUUUCCCACGAUGAAUAGUAAUUUAAGUGAGGUACAGAAGGUUCUACAGAUUGUGGACAAUACCGUUUCCAGGCAAAAGAUGGACUGCAAGGCUGAAGAGAUUUCAAAGUUGAAAGGUUAUCACAUGAAGGAUCCAUGCUCUCAACCUGAAGAACAAGGAGUUACUUCUCCUAAUAUUCCACCUGUCAGUCUUCCAGUAGUAAGUCAUAAUGGUGCCACUAAAAGUAUUAUUGACUAUACCUUAGAAAAAGUCAACGAAGCCAAAGCUUGCCUCCAGAGCUUGACUACUGACUCAAGGAGACAGAUCAGUAACAUAAAGAAAGAGAAGUUACGUACUUUGAUAGAUUUGGUCACUGAUGAUAAAAUGAUUGAGAACCACAACAUAGCCACUCCAUUUUCAUGCCAGUUCUGUAAAGAAAGUUUUCCUGGCCCCAUUCCUUUGCAUCAGCAUGAACGUUACCUUUGUAAGAUGAAUGAAGAAAUCAAGGCAGUCCUGCAACCUCACGAAAACAUAGUCCCCAACAAAGCCGGAGUCUUUGUUGAUAAUAAAGCCCUCCUCUUGUCAUCUGUACUUUCUGAGAAAGGACUGACAAGCCCCAUCAACCCAUACAAGGACCACAUGUCUGUACUCAAAGCAUACUAUGCUAUGAACAUGGAGCCCAACUCUGAUGAACUGCUGAAAAUUUCCAUUGCUGUGGGCCUUCCUCAGGAAUUUGUGAAGGAAUGGUUUGAGCAACGAAAAGUCUACCAAUAUUCAAAUUCCAGGUCACCAUCACUGGAAAGGAACUCCAAGCCGUUAGUUCCCAACAGUAACCCUCCCACAAAAGACUCCUUAUUACCCAGGUCUCCUGUAAAACCUAUGGACUCCAUAACAUCACCAUCCAUUGCCGAACUCCACAACAGUGUUACAAAUUGUGAUCCUCCUCUCAGGCUAACCAAACCUUCCCACUUUACCAAUAUUAAGCCAGUUGAAAAAUUGGACCACUCAAGGAGUAAUACUCCUUCUCCUUUAAAUCUUUCCUCCACAUCUUCUAAAAACUCCCAUAGUAGUUCGUAUACUCCAAACAGCUUCUCUUCUGAGGAGCUCCAGGCUGAGCCUUUGGACUUGUCAUUACCAAAACAAAUGAAAGAGCCGAAAAGUAUUAUAGCCACAAAGAACAAAACAAAAGCUAGUAGCAUAAAUUUAGACCAUAACAGUGUUUCUUCAUCAUCUGAAAACUCAGAUGAACCUCUGAACUUGACUUUUAUCAAGAAGGAGUUUUCUAAUUCAAAUAACAUGGACAACAAAAGCACUAACCCAGUAUUCGGCAUGAACCCAUUUAGUGCUAAACCCUUAUACACAGCUCUUCCACCACAAAGCGCAUUUCCCCCUGCCACUUUUAUGCCACCAGUCCAGACCAGUAUUCCUGGACUACGACCAUACCCAGGACUAGAUCAGAUGAGCUUCCUACCACAUAUGGCCUAUACUUACCCAACUGGAGCAGCUACCUUUGCUGAUAUGCAGCAAAGGAGAAAGUACCAGCGAAAACAAGGAUUUCAGGGAGAAUUGCUUGAUGGAGCACAAGACUACAUGUCAGGCCUAGAUGACAUGACAGACUCCGAUUCCUGUCUGUCACGAAAGAAGAUCAAGAAGACAGAGAGUGGCAUGUAUGCAUGUGACUUAUGUGACAAGACAUUCCAGAAAAGCAGUUCCCUUCUGCGACAUAAAUACGAACACACAGGAAAAAGACCACACCAGUGUCAGAUUUGUAAGAAAGCGUUUAAACACAAGCACCACCUUAUCGAGCAUUCGAGGCUUCACUCGGGCGAGAAGCCCUAUCAGUGUGAUAAAUGUGGCAAGCGCUUCUCACACUCGGGCUCCUACUCGCAGCACAUGAAUCACAGGUAUUCCUACUGCAAACGGGAGGCGGAGGAGCGGGAAGCCGCAGAGCGCGAGGCACGCGAGAAAGGGCACUUGGAACCCACCGAGCUGCUGAUGAACCGAGCUUACUUGCAGAGCAUUACCCCGCAGGGGUACUCUGACUCGGAGGAGAGGGAGAGUAUGCCGAGGGAUGGCGAGAGCGAGAAGGAGCACGAGAAGGAAGGCGAAGAUGGCUAUGGAAAGCUGGGGAGACAGGAUGGCGACGAGGAGUUUGAGGAGGAAGAGGAAGAAAGUGAAAAUAAAAGUAUGGAUACGGAUCCCGAAACGAUACGAGACGAAGAGGAAGCUGGAGACCACUCCAUGGACGAUAGUUCAGAGGAUGGGAAAAUGGAAACCAAAUCAGACCACGAGGAAGACAAUAUGGAAGAUGGCAUGUAAUAAACUACUGCAUUUUACGCUUCCUGUUUAUUAUUUUUCUUUCCUCCAGUAGUAUUGUUACCUGCUUGAAAACACUGCUGUGUUAAGCUGUUUAUGCACGUGCCUGAUGCUUCCAGGAAGCCGUAGAGGGGGACGGAAGGGGCAGUUCAGCCAAGACAGAUGUAGACAGAGUUGGAGCUGAGUAUUGUUAAAAACUGCAUUAUGCAAAAAUUUUGUACAGUGUUAAGGCCUCAAAACUGUGUGGUUCAGAGACUAAUUCCUGUGUUUAAUAGCAUUUAUACUUUAAGCACAACUAGAAAAUUGUAAGAAUUGCACUCUUAGGUAUCACUACAAACUUAAGAAAAAACAACUAUGUCUAAUUUAUAUUAAUACAUUUUUAAAAGGUGCCCGCACUACCAGACAUCAGUAUUUUUAUUAUUGUUGUUGUUGUUAUUCUUUCUUAAUUUAAUGUGCUCGCACUACAGUGCAUCCUUAUCACAAUUCCUCUAUCUUUUCCUUUCGCUAUUCAU